UGCCGCAGACUCACGGCGUUUAGCUCCGGUUUAGCUCCGGGGCUAAAGCUCAAAUUAAACUCAAACUAAACUUAAACUAAACUCUUCCGGUUUGUAAAAUGUUUAAAGGACAAACGCCGAGAGUUUGUGUGAAAGAGGAAAAGGACCAGAAGGACUCGGAGGACCAGGAGGACCCGCGGCACCAGCGGCUCUGUGACCCGACUCUGAGCGCACAGGCCCGGCUCCACAGGACACAAGCUGUUCAGAUGGAGCGGUCCUGCCCUGAGUCCAGAGUGAAGGAGGAAACCCCCGAGAGUCGACAGAUUAAAGAGGAGGCAGAGGAGCGGAGCGUGAAACAGGAGGAAGAGCCGCUCCCGGAGUUCACCGUCGUGUGUGUGAAGAGUGAAGAGCCGUCCUCGCUGCUCCGACCGAGACAAACCGAGGCCCGAGAGGAAGAGGAGCGACCGGCGCACGCACACGGACACUUCUCCUCGCGCGCCGACCCACAAUCCGACCGCUCCUCUGACACAGACGACGACGAAGACUGGGAGGCUCCGGCCGCCGCUUCCGCCGUGCGCACGGAGACGGAGGAGCACGGAGAGCGCGACGAACGAACGCCGAGGACAGACGCGAGUCCGGCCGCGCACAACUCGGCGGAGAGGAAACACGAGUGCUCCAUUUGUAAAAAGGGAUUCACCACGAGACUCAACCUCGAGGUGCACAUCAGGGUCCACACGGGAGAGAAACCUUACAGCUGUUCGUACUGCGACAAGACAUUUGCCCAAAAGGGAAACCUCAACAAACACAUAAGGACCCACACGGGAGAAAAACCCUACAGCUGCCCCUACUGCGACAAAGUGUUUUCUCGGAAUUCGUGUCUGAGCGAACACAUCAACACGCACACCGGGGAGAGACCUUACAGCUGUUCGUGCUGCGAGAAAAUGUUCACGGAGAGCUCGACCCUCCGGCGCCACAUGAGGACCCACACGGGAGAGAAACCCUACAGCUGCUCGGUUUGUAAGAGAACGUUUGCGCAGCAGGCGACGUUAGAUAAACACGCGAUAAUCCACACGGGAGAGCGACCUUUCAGCUGUCCGUUCUGUCAGAAGACGUUCACGUACAAGUCUGCUCUCGGGGUCCACAUCAGGAUCCACACGGGGGACAAACCUUACAGCUGUUCGAACUGCGAGAAAGAGUUUAGGAGCAAAUGCACGCUGGACAAACACAUGAUGACGCACACCGGGGAGAAACCCUACAGCUGCUCAAUUUGUAACAAAACCUUUGCGUACAAGUUGAGUCUGGAAGUUCACACGCGCGUUCACACGGGGGAGAGACCCUUCAGCUGCUCGGCCUGCGGGAAAGCGUUUCUCGACGGAUCCGCGCUGAAGAAACACGAGAGAACUCACGCCAGAGAGAAACCUUUCAGCAGUUCAGACCCUCAGAAAACCUCGGUGUCGUGAACGCGCCGCGUCGAGGGCGUUUUUCUGUUUCAACGAAAACACGAGGACGGAGGAUUUGAUUUAGAAUUUAAGAGAUUCUAAAAACACAAAACUGUUUUUUUUAAUUUUCCUCGUCACAAUCGACUCGAUUCACGACGAAGACGUUUGGAAACACGAGGAGGACGACGUCUGAUGGAGCUACAGACACUGAGAACGUGAUAAAACCAGGACUAGACCAGGACUAAGCCAGGACUAAACCAGGACUAGACCAGGACCAGGACUAAACCAGGACUAAACCAGGACUAAACCAGGACUAAACCAGGACUAGACCAGGACCAGGACUAGACCGAGACUGGACCGGGACUGGACCAACACCAGACCAGACUAAACCAGGACUAAACCAGGAAUAAACCAGGACCUAGACCAAGACUAGACCAGGACCAGGACUGGAUCGGGACUGAACCAGGACUGGAUCGGGACUGAACAGGACUGAACCAGGACUGAACCAGGACUGAACCAGGACUAAACCAGGACUAAACCAGAACUAAACCAGGACCUAGACCAGGACUAGACCACGAUUUAGACCAGGACUAGACCAGGACUAAAGCUGGACUAAACCAGAACUAGACCAGGACCAGAACUAAGCCAGGACUAGACCAAAACCAGACAAGGACUAAUGCAGGACUAAACCAGAACUAAACCAGGUCUAAACCAGGACUGAACUGUGGUUUUAGCAGAAGUGUCUUCUCUCUAAAGGUCGAGGUCGGAACUGUUGAUCUGAAGGACGUAACGGUUUAAUUAAAAUUAUAAAACACAAAUGAACAGCCAAUUUAUAAAAGGAAAAAAAGAAUCCACAUGUUUCCAAACGUCGGCCGGUUUUGUGACGUCAGAGUGAACGGAGAACCUCGUCUCGUGACUUUUGGGGUAAACGACGUGAACCAAAAAUCCACCGAGACUGAGACGAGCUUCAGAACCAGAUCAUGUUUCAUUUUCUUGAGUUCGGUUUAUUCUGGGCGCUCAGCGGGUGGGGCUCAGGUGGGCAUGUUUCUGGAUGUUUCUGGAUAUUUCUGGAUGUUUCUGGAUGCAUUUAUUACGUAAAACUUAUGAAAAAUGAAGAAACAGAAAUGUGAAAAUGUUUAAUUUGUCCAACAAUGUGCAGAUCUCAAAUGAAACGAGGCGAGAGUUUUACAGAAACACUCUUCACGUUUUAAUAACAUCUGGACCAAAGAGGAUUGUGUUUUGUGUUUGUUUGUUUUUUCGACUGUUGCCGUGGUAACACUCCCUGAAUCGAGAUCAUGAUUCUGUGAUUUGUGACGGUUUGAGUCAGAUCGUCUGUCAGGAAAAACGGUUCUCGUUCUCAGACUCAUUUGGAGUGAAGUUUGGAUCGUCUGUAAAAUAAGCACUGAUUAAAAUCUAUUGUUUAUGUUGAAGAAUUUCUGAAUCAGAAAAAAAAAAAAGUGCCUUCUUCCAUCGUACAACGUUGUUCCUCAUCUUAGACUUUCCUCAAUAGAAAUAAUUUGAACA
Molecule: messenger RNA, 2942 nt
Organism: Boleophthalmus pectinirostris (great blue-spotted mudskipper)
Lineage: Eukaryota; Metazoa; Chordata; Actinopteri; Gobiiformes; Gobiidae
Product: gastrula zinc finger protein XlCGF52.1-like
Exons: 2
Coding region: 99-1439 (446 amino acids)
Biological process (GO): central nervous system development; regulation of transcription by RNA polymerase II
Cellular component (GO): nucleus
Molecular function (GO): DNA-binding transcription factor activity, RNA polymerase II-specific; RNA polymerase II cis-regulatory region sequence-specific DNA binding
Source: RefSeq, a predicted model, not a curated record